AAGGAGAAGAAGAAAAUGAAGAAACAGGCGGAGUUUGAGCGCCAGGUGGCGUCGCUGCGCGCCGCGGCCGCCUCUGGGGACAGCGACUUCGCCGUGUCCCAGGCCGAGCUGUCCUCGCGCCAGGCCAUGCUGGAGAACGCCUCCGACAUCAAGCUGGAGAAGUUCAGCAUUUCGGCUCAUGGCAAGGAGCUCUACGUGAACGCCGACCUGUACAUCGUGGCCGGGCGGCGCUACGGCCUCGUGGGGCCCAACGGGUGCGAGUUUGGGGGAGAAAUCCGGGGAUUUGGGGGUUAA
Molecule: messenger RNA, 294 nt
Organism: Sturnus vulgaris (Common starling)
Lineage: Eukaryota; Metazoa; Chordata; Aves; Passeriformes; Sturnidae
Source: RefSeq, a predicted model, not a curated record